GGCCGCGCUGUACACCGGGAGGUGGGCAUGGCUGCGCCGGCGGCGGCCGUGGGGCCCUCGGCGCUGGGCCCGAGCGGCCCCGGCUCGCUGGCCGCCUGGAGCGCUGUGAGCGGCGGCCCGUCGCGCUACGUGCUGGGCAUGCAGGAGCUGUUCCGCGGCCACAGCAAGACGCGCGAGUUCCCCGCACACAGCGCCAAGGUGCACUCGGUGGCCUGGAGCUGCGACGGCCGCCGCCUGGCCUCGGGCUCCUUCGACAAGACGGCCAGCGUCUUCCUGCUGGAGAAGGACCGGCUGGUCAAAGAGAACAACUACAGGGGCCAUGGCGACAGCGUGGACCAGCUCUGCUGGCAUCCCAGCAAUCCUGACCUGUUCGUCACUGCCUCUGGGGAUAAAACCAUUCGCAUUUGGGAUGUGAGAACUACAAAGUGCAUCGCCACCGUGAACACCAAAGGGGAAAACAUUAACAUCUGCUGGAGUCCUGAUGGGCAGACCAUCGCCGUGGGCAACAAGGACGACGUGGUCACCUUCAUUGAUGCCAAGACGCACCGCUCCAAAGCAGAGGAGCAGUUCAAGUUCGAGGUGAAUGAGAUCUCCUGGAACAACGACAACAAUAUGUUCUUCCUGACCAACGGCAACGGCUGUAUCAACAUCCUCAGCUACCCAGAGCUGAAGCCGGUGCAGUCCAUCAAUGCCCACCCCUCCAACUGCAUCUGCAUCAAGUUUGACCCCACGGGCCGGUACUUCGCCACAGGUAGCGCUGAUGCCCUGGUCAGCCUCUGGGACGUGGACGAGUUGGUGUGCGUGCGCUGCUUCUCCAGGCUGGAUUGGCCGGUGAGGACUCUGAGCUUCAGCCAUGAUGGGAAGAUGCUGGCGUCGGCAUCCGAGGACCAUUUCAUCGACAUAGCUGAGGUGGAGACAGGGGACAAGCUGUGGGAGGUACAGUGCGAGUCCCCGACCUUCACCGUGGCCUGGCACCCCAAAAGGCCCCUGCUGGCCUUCGCCUGCGACGACAAGGAUGGCAAGUACGACAGCAGCCGGGAAGCCGGCACGGUGAAGCUGUUCGGGCUUCCCAACGACUCCUGAGGCCCGGCCGGCCCCGCCAGGCACCCGAGUGUGCAGCUUGGUCGGUGUCGGGCUGUCGGGGAGCCCGGGCUGCCUUGCGGUGGGUGCUGGAAGCCAGUACCCCCGGGACCCCCAGGACCCCAGGUGCGCUGGGCAGGCGCCAUACCCUGACCACUGACCGAGCUGCAUCCCCACAGCUUCCCGUCUUCCUUCCCCGCCCCGGGGGGCGCUGCCCCACUCCCGGUGGUCCCGGCACUGUGGGUGUCGUGCCUCCUCCGGGUUUUACAUGUGGUAGACUUCAUUGAGGCUUGUGCUGUAUCAGCUUGUGGGGCGCCGGGAUGGAGGGUUGUUAUUAUUUUUUUUUAAUCUCAAGUAAUUUAAAAAAGAUUUAUAAUUUUGAACAUUUAAUAAAACUAGCUUUUUUACUAUGAGACU
Messenger RNA from Perognathus longimembris pacificus (Pacific pocket mouse), 1497 nucleotides. RefSeq names its product THO complex 3 (gene Thoc3). NCBI's taxonomy places the organism in Eukaryota, Metazoa, Chordata, Mammalia, Rodentia, Heteromyidae. Gene Ontology annotation, biological process: mRNA export from nucleus. Bases 28 to 1083 code for a protein of 351 amino acids. Gene Ontology annotation, molecular function: protein binding. The transcript has 6 exons. The record is from RefSeq and is a predicted model, not a curated record. Gene Ontology annotation, cellular component: THO complex part of transcription export complex.